GUCCCUGCAAACCUCAUUCUCCUUUCUGAAAGCUCUUCCCUCUCAUCUUCCGGUUCAAGUGCUACACCUCUUCCGCUCUCUACUGUAAGCGUCCGGGGCGGUACAUUGUCAGAUCAAAAGUUUACUCCAUUUUGUGAUGGAGCUCACAACUAGGAUAGUUGACAUAGCAAGUGGGUGCACGUUGUAUUCCUCACUGGAAUCAGAUUGAGUUUCUCCUCUCUGAUCGAAGAGAAACUAUGGGCGGGAUUGUGAAAUGCGGAGACUGCAUGAAGAGAGACAAAGAAGAGACGAGUAGAGACGAGCAGGAGGAGAUUGGCAGCGAAGAAGAGACGAAAAGAGACGAGCAGGAGGAGAUUGGCAGAGAAGAAGAGACGAGUAGAGACGAGCAGGAGGAGAUUGGCAGAGAAGAAGAGACGAGUAGAGACGAGCAGGAGGAGAUUGGCAGCGAAGAAGAGACGAAAAGAGACGAGCAGGAGGAGAUUGGCAGCGAAGAAGAGACGAAAAGAGACGAGGAGGGGGAGAUUGGCAGCGAAGAAGAGACGAAAAGAGACGAGCAGGAGGAGAUUGGCAGCGAAGAAGAGACGAAAAGAGACGAGCAGGAGGAGAUUGGCAGAGAAGAAGAGACGACAAGAGACAACAGUCCGACAGAGAGAGAAGAAUGGGAGUCCAUAAUCAGAGAGCUGAUUAGUGAAUUGAAGAGUAGUGACGAGGAGGAGGAGAUUGGACUCCCAAACUCCAAUCCCUUCAAGUAUGAAGCCCUAACGAAUAUUUUUCUUGAAGGAGGUAUUCUUCACGAAGCCGUUGAACGAGGUGAAAUUGACUUUGUUCGAGAGUUAACUCAAUUUAGAUGGUUCGACCCAAUAGGUGAGGAUCCUGAUCUAUAUAUCUGUAUUGUCAAAAUAAUUUACUCAUUAUACCGAUCUAUAUUUCGGUAUAAAAAUUUUUCUAAAGAUUACGGAUCUAUAGGUAAAAUUUUAAAGCUAAAAAAUGCUGAAUUUCUUCGAAAAUUUUCACAAGAUACUAUGGACAAAAUAAAUAGAGAGGAUUUGGUAGUCCCAUUAGAAGAUAAAUUCAAUAAUUCUUUCAGUUUUGAGAAGCUGUGCCGUGCUCUUCUGAACAGGAUGAAAGCUCUGGUGAGUAAUGUCAAGUCACCAGUAUUUCGGCGCACGCCGCUCCAUGUUGCUGUGUUGAAUAAAAAAGAAGAUAUAGUAAAAUAUCUACUGCAAGAGCAGGAUAAACUAGAGUACUGUGUAUCACUUGGGGUUAAUUGGCACAAAGAUGUUUAUGGCCUGACUCCGUUGCACUAUGCUGUCCUCAUGGAGGACAAAGAGCUCGUGAAAAUGCUUGUUGAGAGCAGCUCUUAUUCCGCGUCAGUCAAUGUGGGUGAUUUCUCUUUCCGCACGCCAUUGCACUUAGCAUGCGCUCGGCGGUACAGGCAGGGGGAGGAUGUAGUUGCAAUCCUCCUCAGCAACUCCAACGUAGACCUGAACGCCAAGGACUGUUGUGGUUACACGCCGCUCCAUUGGGCCGUACACGUCGGUGCGUCGGGCGUCGUCACCCUUCUCCUGAAAAGAAAUAUCAAACUCGACGAGAAGGAUGUCGACGGUAAGACCGCAGUUCACCACGUGCAUGCAGCGGCGCGGUCGACCGCAGGCGACGUGCAGAGACGGGAAACAAUGCUGGAAGUGGAGGGCGUUCUCACGUCGGAUCCAAGGGUGGAGAAGAGAAUCGAUCGCAUGUAUCGCGAUCGACAGGUGUACGUGGACGCCGCAAACGCCAUUCUGGUCGGCGCUGCCCUCAUCGCCAGCGUGACGUACGGAGGAUGGCUGCAGCCUCCGCUGGGCGACCACGACGAUCACACGAGAAGGAUCGCGCGCAUCUUCUGGGGCUUCAACAGCUUGUCCUUCUCGUUCGCCAUCGCCGCCGUCAUGGCCGGAGCGGGAGCGGUCUUGCCUGUGGCGGACUUGUUCAUAGAAGACGCCGUGGCGCGAGUUCGCGACUGGUUGGCCGUGACGGCCGUCCUGUUGUUGGUGUCGGCUGCGUUCGUGCUGGGAGCGUUCGGCGCAGCGGGGUUCGCGUCCAUGACCACGGUCGGCGACCUGGAGGCUAACAUGACGACCACGAUGACCGUCGGGGGCGCGGUGUGGCUCCUCAUUGCGUUGGUCUUCUUGCGGGGCCUGUGCAGAGUCAGCAACGUUUGGCCGACGAGGCGUCUUCUGAAAGGGUGUGCGGGGCUAUUCUAUUCAUCCUCUAGUCCUUUGCGAGCGCGCAAUAUUGUCACUUUACCUCUCUUGGAACAUUUGGCACUCUCUGAAAUGGCCGUAGACAUCAGUGUUGUUAGUGGUCUAUAUAAUUAUUUCAUUUUCGAUGAUGAUGGUAGAAAUCAUCAUGGUUUUAUACACUUUCCAAGUACAGCCGCUUGCAGACAAUUUUGCAUGGAAGCAGAUUCUUUUUUCCCUUCUGGAUUUCCCUUGAGUGAGUCGUUGCGGUUUAGAGAAAUAUUCGAGAAUAUUUCGCCACAUUCCGCAACCACGUCCCCUCAUCGGGGAUUUCCGCGAGAAUAUAUUUCCGAGAUUAUUAGGUCACGUGACGAUAUACGUCCAUUUGAACGUAUGUACAGAAACGAUCCACAGGCGUAUCUUCAGAGGUAUCGGAAAAUAGCACAUGCUCCAAUUUUCUAUGUAUAAAUGAAUUUGUAUGAAUGAACAUAUUUUAUUAGUUUUAAAUAAAAUUAUUAAUAUUAUAAUAAUUGU
Marchantia polymorpha subsp. ruderalis is the source of this 2753-nucleotide messenger RNA. Lineage: Eukaryota; Viridiplantae; Streptophyta; Marchantiopsida; Marchantiales; Marchantiaceae. The record is from the annotation of a GenBank genome assembly.